GGGAAAUCGCCAAUUGUUUAAAUUUAUGUGGAAUCGCAGAAGAAAAGAAGUGAAGAAGACGAGCACACAUACAGAGAUAGAGAGAUAAAGAGAGAUUGGAGAGAGGAGAGAGAAACAAAUAUGUUGUUUCAGGUCGGAGGGCAAGGUACACGGCCGACAUUCUUCGAGAUGGCCGCCGCUCAGCAGCUGCCGUCAAGUCUACGCGCCGCCCUAACUUACUCCUUUGGGGUAUUCGCUUUAAGAAGAUCCUUUAUUCACAAAAUUUUGGACUACGAAGAUGAAUUUUUCUCGCUGCUUAUGCUUGUGCUUGAAACUCACAGUUUGCGAACAACAGAUGCUUCUUUUGCGGAAUCUUUAUAUGGAUUACGGCGAAGGGGUGUUAAUAUUAGAUUAAAAACGAGCAAUGCACCUAAAGACUCUGGUGAGGAGAUCCAUCACACCGGUUUACAAAGGCGGCAAAAAGUUCUCUCUGUUGCCUUUCUGGUUGUGUUGCCAUAUUUGAAGUCAAAAAUGCAAUCAAUCUACAACAAGGAAAGGGAAGCUACUCUUCAGGCAAGUCUAUGGGGAGAUAAUGAUGAUAGGUUUGAUGAUACUGACUAUGUUGGUGGGGGCAAUAAUUCUUCUUUUGCGAGGGAAACCUCGGCUAUUGAAGCAUCAGCUCGAGCUCGUUGGAUGAAGAGGUUACAAAAGACUGUUUUUGCUUGCUAUCCUUGGUUACAUGCUGGAAAUGAAGGAUUAUCUUUUUCUUACCAGCUAUUGUACUUGUUGGACGCCACUGGGUUUUACUCUCUAGGAUUACAUGCACUUGGCAUUCAUGUUUGUCGAGCAACUGGGCAGGAGCUGAUGGAUACAUCUUCCAGAAUUUCGAAAAUUAGAAGCCGUGAACGUGAGAGACUCCGUGGGUCCCCUUGGCUAAAGGCACUACAAGGGGGUUUGCUCACUUGCGGAUACGCCGUCCUUGACUAUGCCCAGACUGGUUUGAUUGCAGCUGUUUUUUUCUUUAAGAUGAUGGAAUGGUGGUACCAGUCAGCGGAAGAGAGAAUGUCAGCCCCAACUGUAUAUCCUCCUCCACCACCACCUCCUCCUCCAAAGGUUGCUAAGGAGGGGAUUCCAUUACCCCCGGAUAGGACACUAUGUCCUUUGUGCAUGCAGCAACGUGCAAAUCCAUCAGUAAUGGCGGUUUCAGGAUUCGUUUUCUGCUAUACAUGUAUAUUCAAAUAUGCCAGUCAGUACAAGCGUUGUCCAGUUACAUUGAUGCCGGCAACAGUCGACCAAAUAAGGAGGCUAUUUCAUGAUGUAUAAAAGACACCACCCUUUCAUUUAUUCAGGAUGUUUUCCCGGUCAGUUGUUUCCGGCUUUCUAUACGAUGAAAUUCCAGUAUUCGUUGCCACUCCUGUAAACUGAAGCAUUACAAUUUAUGCCCGCUGAGUUCGUGUUGAGGCAGUCAGUGCUAACUAUGGCCAAUGGUAUCACUGUAUACGAGCUGAAACCGAACGGUUGGUCAUUGACAUAUAUGCUGACUUUCACCGGGGAAGAUUAAGCAGGUAUGCCAUUUGUUGAACUCAGAUUUACUCUGAUCAUAAGAAUAAGACCCAUAUGUAUGUAGCUUAAGUAAAUGUUAGAUCGUUUUAACCUCCUCGUUAAAUAAAAUGUAAGCUGGCCACUUACUUCUGUGGUUACCUAUUAAUUUAUGUUUUUCGAUUAAUUUAUAAAAAAAAAUCUCCCGGGAGAAGCCCGUUGC
This is a messenger RNA of Erythranthe guttata (spotted monkey flower), 1741 nucleotides long. It is a transcript of the gene PEX12, whose product is annotated as peroxin-12. Gene Ontology annotation, cellular component: peroxisomal membrane; peroxisomal importomer complex. Gene Ontology annotation, molecular function: protein binding; zinc ion binding; ubiquitin-protein transferase activity. Gene Ontology annotation, biological process: protein import into peroxisome matrix; protein monoubiquitination. Lineage: Eukaryota; Viridiplantae; Streptophyta; Magnoliopsida; Lamiales; Phrymaceae. The record is from RefSeq and is a predicted model, not a curated record.